Staurois parvus is the source of this 756-nucleotide messenger RNA. Lineage: Eukaryota; Metazoa; Chordata; Amphibia; Anura; Ranidae. The record is from the annotation of a GenBank genome assembly.
AUGGACAGCAGUUUUCUCAAGCUGGAUGCUGCGGAGUUCUUGGAGAUUUGGCAGCGUUUUGACUCUGAUGACAACGGUUACAUUGAAGGUAAAGAGCUUGAUGAUUUCUUUUGUCACCUUCUUAAGAAGCUAGGCACAAAUGCAAUUACUGCAGAGAAAGUCCAAAGAGUGAAGGAUCGGUUCAUGUCUGCUUAUGAUGUCACUUCAGAUGGCCGCCUACAAAUACGAGAGCUUGCAAAUAUGAUUUUGCCAGAGGAUGAAAACUUUCUGUUACUUUUUCGCAGAGAAACUCCUUUGGAUAACAGCGUGGAAUUCAUGCGAAUUUGGCGGAAAUAUGAUGAGGACAGCAGUGGAUUUAUCUCUGCAGUGGAACUUAGGAAUUUUCUACAGGAUCUUUUUUCACAACACAAAAAAUGUAUAACUCCUGAUAAACUGGAUGAGUACACUGAUACUAUGAUGAACCUGUUUGAUAAGAAUAAAGAUGGUCGUUUGGAUCUAAAUGACUUAGCAAAGAUUUUAGCACUUCAAGAAAAUUUUCUGCUCCAGUUUAAAAUGGAUAGUAAAACAGGAGCCCUUGAAGGGCCUGAAGUUGAUGGAUUUGUCAAAGAUAUGAUGGAACUAGUGAAGCCAAGUAUCAGUGGUGUGGACCUGGACAAAUUCCGUAAGAUUCUACUAAACCAUUGUGAUGUGAACAGAGAUGGUAAAAUCCAGAAGUCUGAACUGGCUUUAUGCCUCGGUCUGAAAAUAAGUCCAUGA